Messenger RNA from Cucurbita pepo subsp. pepo (vegetable marrow), 2223 nucleotides. RefSeq names its product auxin transporter-like protein 2. The record is from RefSeq and is a predicted model, not a curated record. Lineage: Eukaryota; Viridiplantae; Streptophyta; Magnoliopsida; Cucurbitales; Cucurbitaceae.
UGCAUUUAAUCAAAAGAAUCGAAUCAUCAAGUGGUUUACAAGCGAAUUGGGCGUUUCGUCUCUCUCACUUUUCCCUCUGUUUCUCUCACUUCCAUCGCUUUCUCUCUAAAACCCAAGCUUUAAACUUUUCCUCAUUCCUCUGUUUUUUUAUAUAUACAGAGCUACGAGUAUCCUAUAUUUGAGCCCAGCUAAAAAGGGUCUUUUUCUUCUUCUUCUUCUUCAAACCUCAUGAAUCCAACAACCUCAUCGAUUCCUAUUCGGUUUAGUUCUGCAGCUUUUCAGGCGUCUCGCCGUCUUUGAACUCUGAAUUCGGCGGUGCCUCUGUUUUCCUCUCUUUUUUACUGCCAUUUCUGGGGAAUUUGGUGGCGCAUUAAAGUUGGGGCUUUCAUUCAGUCCAGCUACUUAAUUUUCCUUCUUCACUCGGUGCAUUUAAGACCCCUUUUCAGCCGAUCUGGGUUUUCUUCAUUCUUUCCACGAAAGAGACAUUUCGAACUAAGGAAUUUAGGUUUGUGAAAGAAACCAAAGACAAUGUUGCCUCAGAAACUAGCAGAGGAAGCCAUAGUCCCCAACUUGAACGAAACAGAGCAUGAAGGCAAGGAAGAAGAUAAAGAAUCUCAGUCCAUUUUCAGUGUCAAAAACCUUCUCUGGCAUGGCGGUUCUUCCUGGGAUGCCUGGUUCAGUUGCGCUUCUAAUCAAGUUGCGCAAGUUCUGUUAACACUGCCGUAUUCCUUUUCCCAGCUGGGAAUGCUUUCUGGGAUAUUGUUUCAGAUUUUCUAUGGAAUAAUGGGUAGCUGGACUGCUUAUAUAAUCAGUGUUCUCUACAUUGAAUACAGAAGUAGGAAGGAGAAAGAGAACGUGAGCUUCAAAAACCAUGUGAUUCAGUGGUUUGAAGUGCUCGAUGGCUUACUGGGUCCUUAUUGGAAAGCCAUCGGCCUUGCUUUCAACUGUACCUUCCUCUUGUUUGGAUCGGUCAUUCAGCUCAUUGCUUGUGCAAGUAAUAUUUAUUACAUCAAUGACCAUUUGGACAAGAGGACUUGGACUUAUAUUUUUGGAGCUUGUUGUGCUACAACCGUUUUCAUUCCUUCUUUCCAUAACUACCGGAUGUGGUCGUUUUUGGGCCUUGGAAUGACCACUUACACUGCCUGGUACAUGGCCAUCGCCGCCAUUGUCCACGGCCAGGUUGAGGGUGUCCAGCACUCUGGCCCAAAGAAAUUGGUUCUGUACUUCACCGGCGCCACUAACAUUCUUUACACAUUUGGAGGCCAUGCUGUGACUGUUGAAAUUAUGCACGCCAUGUGGAAGCCUCAGAAGUUCAAGUACAUCUAUUUGAUGGCCACGUUGUAUGUUUUCACCUUGACGCUUCCGUCGGCCUCCGCCGUGUAUUGGGCCUUCGGCGACGAGCUUCUGAACCACUCCAACGCCUUUUCCCUCCUUCCGAAGUCCGGCUUCCGUGACGCCGCCGUCAUCCUCAUGCUCAUCCACCAGUUUAUUACGUUCGGGUUCGCUUGUACGCCGUUGUACUUCGUUUGGGAGAAAGUGAUUGGAAUGCAUGAUACAAAGAGCAUCUGUUUGAGGGCUGUUGCCAGAUUACCAGUGGUGGUUCCGAUUUGGUUUUUGGCCAUUAUUUUCCCUUUCUUUGGGCCAAUUAACUCUGCCGUGGGAGCUUUGUUGGUGAGUUUCACAGUGUAUAUCAUCCCUGCUCUGGCUCAUAUGCUCACCUACAGAAAGGCCUCUGCUCGACUGAAUGCGGCGGAGAAGCCUCCGUUCUUCAUGCCGAGCUGGGUCGGAAUGUACGCAUUGAACACCUUUGUGGUGGCGUGGGUACUCGUGGUCGGGUUCGGGUUUGGAGGAUGGGCUAGCAUGACGAACUUCGUUAGGCAAGUCGACACGUUCGGACUCUUCGCCAAAUGCUAUCAAUGCAAGCCUCCGCCCCCACCUGCUGCUGUGGCUGCCGCUCCCCAUCACUGAACUCCAGCCUCCGCCGCCCGUCAUCUCCUCCAUAUUUUGUAUCAUGCCCCUCUCCCUCUCUGAGUGUGUUAGAUUUGUCUGUGAUCUUCUUUCCCUAGUGUGCUGAAUGGGUAAUGAUUCUCAUCCAGUCAAAAUCAAUGGCUCAAUUUAGUUAACUAUAUUAUAUUAUAUCAUAUUAUAUUAUAUAUUAUACUUGUAGCUUAUUUAAUAUUUUAUUUUUACCAUUCCCAUAAAUUUAAGAACUAGCUUAUCUCA